CUCAUCAUCAUCAUCAUUAUCAUCAUCAUCAUCAUCAUCAGCAUCAUCACAGACAUCGGCAGGAAGGCUGUGGAUGUUUCAGCUGCUGGUCGCUAUGUGACACCGGCACCACAGCAAAAGUCGCCCCCCUGGGAGAAAUACAAGCGUUUACAGGAGGUCAGCAGUGAGGGCGGGGGCGAGGUGCUCCCACUGCCGGAGCAGGCGGGGCCGCAGACGCGCUCGGUGUUUCUCGGCCAGCACUAUCCCGGAGCGAGCGGAGGAGCGAAGGGUGCCGUUGACAGCGCCGGAGCGUCGUAGCGGGGGCCGGAAGGAGGCAGACCUGCCGCUUUUUAAUGAGGUGCUGGCUGUCAGGCUCUGCUAAAAGUGUCGCCUGGAUGCAGCAUCGCAUCGUCGCAUCUUCCCGAGCGCAGGAAGGAGACGAGCGAGGAGCAAAGAGAACAAAACCCGUACGGGAUGGAGGGCAGCUUGGAUGACAGCAUCUCAGCAGCCAGCAUGUCGGAUGUGCACGACCGCCUGUCUGCGCUGGAGUUGCGGCUCCAGCAGCAGGAGGACGAGCUGAUGGUGGUGAAGGCGGCACUGGCUGACGUGCUCCGGCGCCUACCCCUCCCCGAGGAGCCGGUCCCCUCCAGGAGACCCCCCGGCAAGGGUGUCAGCUUGAUGCGCGAGGCCUUCUCCAUGUCCUGCAUUGCUAAUGGGGUCGCCGUCAGCCGCAAGCCAGGCCACAGAGACGGAUCCUCUGUGUCUGUUGCCAGGAAGGAGACUUUCUCCUCUGCAGCCAAGAGACCCCGUGACCUUGUGAUCAGCCAGGAGGGCGACUACAUCAAGAUGUUCCUGCGGGGCCGUCCUAUCACCAUGUAUGUCCCAUCUGACGUUGGCAACUACGAGGAUGUCCGGGUCGAGCUCCCAUCUGAGACCCUCAAGCUGGAGUGGGUUUACGGUUACCGAGGCCGUGAUGCUCGCUCCAACGUGCAGCUGCUGCCCACCGGCGAGGUCGUCUACUUCAUCGCCUCAGUGGUCGUGCUCUUCAACUACGAGGAGCGAACUCAGCGGCACUACCUGGGACAUACCGACAGCGUCAGAUGCCUGGCUGUUCAUCCUGAUAAGAUCCGCAUUGCCACAGGGCAGACUGCUGGGGUGGACAAGGACGGACGGUCUCUGCAGCCUCAUGUCCGUGUAUGGGACUCGGUUACUCUGUCCACCCUGCAGGUCUUUGGGGUGGGCACCUUCGAGAGGGGUGUGGGCUCCUUGGCCUUCUCCAAAGCUGAUUCAGGUGUCCAUCUCAGCGUGAUCGAUGAUUCCAACGAGCACAUGCUGACGGUCUGGGACUGGCAGAAGAAGUCCAGGAUAGCUGAGAUUAAGACCACGAACGAGAUCGUGCUGGCGGUGGAGUUCCACCCCACAGACACCAGCAUCAUCGUCACCUGUGGCAAAUCGCACGUCUUCUUCUGGACGUGGAGCGGCUCCUCGCUGACACGCAAACAAGGCAUCUUCGGGAAAUACGAGAAGCCCAAGUUCGUGCAGUGUCUGGCUUUCCUCCCCAGCGGCGACGUCUUGACGGGCGACUCGGGGGGUGUUCUGCUGGUGUGGAGUCGUAAUGUCGCAGUGGACCCUGCUCCGAAAGCAAACACCUUCCAGAUCAGCCGGCAGCUAAAGGCACACGAGGGCAGUGUUUUCACCAUGUGCCAGCUGAGGAACGGCACCGUGAUCACGGCGGGGGCCAAGGACCGCAGGGUCAUCCUGUGGGACCAUGACCUCAGCCCCGAGAGGGACAUCGAGGUGCCUGAGCAAUACGGAGCCGCCCGCGCCCUGGCUGAGGGGAAGGGGGAGCAGUUUUUGGUCGGCACGUCCCGCUGCUUCAUUCUGAGGGGCACAUUCAAUGAUGGCUUCCAAGUGGAGGUGCAGGGUCACAUAGAUGAGCUGUGGGGCCUGGUCUCCCAUCCUUUCAAGCAGCUCUUCCUCACCUGCGCUCAGGACAGACAAGUGUUCUUGUGGAACGCAGAGGACCACUGUCCAGAAUGGAGCAGAGUCCUGGAAGAACCAGGACACUGUGCAGAUUUCCACCCCGGGGGCGCUGUUGUGGCCAUUGGAAGUCAUUUGGGAAAGUGGUACGUCCUGGACGCAGAGACGAGGGACCUGGUCGCCAUCCACACUGACGGGAGCGAGCAGCUGUCUGUCAUUCGGUACUCCACAGAUGGCACGCUGCUGGCAGUGGGGUCACAUGACACCUUUAUUUACCUGUACACCGUGUCGGAGAAUGGGAGGAGGUACAGCAGAUACGGCAAAUGCACUGGCCACUCCAGCUACAUCACUCACCUUGACUGGUCCCUGGAUAACAGCUUCAUCAUGUCUAACUCUGGAGACUAUGAAAUCCUGUACUGGGACAUCCCAAACAGUUGCAGGCUGAUCAGGAACCGCUCAGAGUGUAAGGAUGUGGACUGGGCCACAUACACGUGCGUGCUGGGAUUCCAGGUGUUUGGGGUGUGGCCCGAGGGCUCGGACGGCACAGACAUCAAUGCCCUGGUCCGCUCUCACGGUCGGAGGCUCAUCGCCCUGGCGGACGACUUCGGCAAAGUGCACCUCUUCCGGUACCCCUGCUCCAGGCCCAAGGCCCCAAGCCAUAAGUACAGUGCCCACAGCAGUCAUGUGACCAACGUUAGCUUCCUGUGUAACGACAGCCACCUGCUGUCCACUGGGGGCAAAGACACCAGCAUUAUGCAGUGGCGCCUGAUGGAGAAGACCCAUCCCCUGGGCCCAGUGGAGGGCCUGUGCCUUGGACUGGGGGAGGGGAUGAGCCAUAAUCCUGCCCCCUGGGGCAGAACCUUAGCAUCCGCAACUGCAGACUGCACCCAGUUCGUGAGCGCAGCCACGCCCUCCACGUUCGACCAGCAGAAACUCUCCCCCGGCACACCGUCCACCUCCGGGAGCACGCUGAGCGCUGAGGACAGUCUGGAACAGCGCAGUGACGACACGACCACUCCUGUGGAUGAGCACGCCCCCUCGCUGCCCUCCUAAAGACCCAAAGCUCCCCCUGGUGGCUGCUGUGUUACUGCAGCCAAGAGAGAGAGACAGACCUCAUAGUUUGUCUCUUAUUUUUGCUUAUAAAAACAACUGGAAUCCUCCUGGUUUACUAUGGCUUCAGAUUAAAGAGUGUUUUACUUUUAAUAUACCUGGAGAAGUGAGAAGAGGUUUGUAAAGAGUGUUAUACGGAGCACACGUAAAUGGGGAGAAAUGGGAGUUUUAUUCAUCAAACACGCUGCAGUACCUGCACCCUCCUGCAGGUGUCUCACUUUGACUGAUGAGGAAGACGCCAGAGUGCCCCAACACUCUGACCAGGCGUUGUCUUGGUGACAUCACCAGGGGUGGGUCAAAGGGGAAAAAAAUAUACAUUCAUUUUAGUCCUGAUUAUUUCAUAGUCUGUUUAUUGUUCAGUUUUUCCUCAAGUGUUUCUUUUUCAUUGGUUUUGAAUAGUGUCUGAAAGAUUGGAAAUGGGGAGGACUGGGGGUGUGAUUAAUCACCACAUGCAUGGCCGGACAUCUAGCAGAUAGCUGCUGUCUCAUAUUGCAGCCUCAUAAUUCACUUCAGUAUGACAGGGGGCGCUGUUGCUUAAAGCUUCGCUCUGACGUUGAGAACGGAGUGACGUCAUCCUGGGAAAGGGGGGGAGCAGGAUUAGCAUCUGAUUGCGUUUGUCUGCCUGUAUUAAUGGCAGUAGGUGGUCAGGAAUGUGACACAGUGUAACUUAGGGUGUAACUUAUGCAGAGUGAAGCUGGCCAGUGUUACUUGCAGACUCUGGGUGUUCGAGGACCCAGGAAGGUGACGAAACCGCCGAAAUCUCAGGCAGAGACUCAGAGAGCACAGAGUCUCCCCCCAGGUCCACUGCAGCCGCCACAUGUACUUCCUGUCUGUUGGGGGCGGCGUCUGCGACCUGCUGUGUUUGGGAGGCAUCAGUGUCAAGAUUGGGGUUAUUAAUGACACCCAGUGAGGUGUAGUGACCUCUUCUAUUGUGCAUGAACUGUAACAGUAAACUCCAUGUUACGGCCCACUGUAACAUGGACUUUAGGUGCAUAGUAAUGAUCAGAGUGAGGCCUGGACAGCAGAUGCCAAAAUAAAGCGUUUUAACAUGACAGUAA
This is a messenger RNA of Paramormyrops kingsleyae, 4127 nucleotides long. Lineage: Eukaryota; Metazoa; Chordata; Actinopteri; Osteoglossiformes; Mormyridae. The record is from RefSeq and is a predicted model, not a curated record.